This is a messenger RNA of Cannabis sativa, 3180 nucleotides long. Its product is annotated as SH2 domain-containing protein A. The transcript is spliced from 12 exons. Bases 410 to 2548 code for a protein of 712 amino acids. The record is from RefSeq and is a predicted model, not a curated record. NCBI's taxonomy places the organism in Eukaryota, Viridiplantae, Streptophyta, Magnoliopsida, Rosales, Cannabaceae. Gene Ontology annotation, biological process: regulation of transcription by RNA polymerase II; signal transduction. Gene Ontology annotation, molecular function: RNA polymerase II cis-regulatory region sequence-specific DNA binding; DNA-binding transcription factor activity, RNA polymerase II-specific.
GAAAAGAAAAGAAUUAUGACCUAAUUCAAUAAAAAUAUUUAAAGCCAAAAAGAGAAAUUAUUUAUACAUUUUGACGGAAACAGCUAAUUUUUAAGCAUAAAGCGUUUCCUAGUUCCUACCUUCCUAGGUUUCUAGUCAAUGAAAAACAAAGCCGUCUUUACCAAUAGAAGUUUGCCACGUCAAAGUCAUUCCCGGUCUUUAAAAUACCCUACUAGUGACUCACCCUACCGCGACGCACCAGAUUAUUACCCAAUGUCAUUCAGAGGAGUAGCGUACCAACCGUCAAUUAACAGCGCCAUUGGAAAACUGCUCAAUUUCGCGGUUACUCUUACCAAAAAGUUUCUUCUUUUCCCUUUCAUGUUUUUCUUUAGAGGUUUCGGAGAAGAAGAAGAAGAAGAGUAAAAUCAUCAUGGGAGAUGAACCAAUGGAGCGAGAUAAUUACUUGGCCCUCAAAGAUUUAAGACUUGAAAUCGAAAGAGAAGAUGAGAACUUUUCUGUCUGCUUUUGGAUUUAUCUCACCAACUCCACUGCAUUCCCUGUUACACUUCUUCAAAAGGUUCCCCAAGAUGCCUCAGGCCAUUCUCCUUUCCUUGUUAUAAAUGAAAAGGAAGUGAUGCUUUUUCCAUUACUUCCCUUGAACAAUGAAGCUCAGAAUUCUUCCAACCCUGCUUCAUCAUCUGAAGUUCCGUGUGCAUCAGUAGAGACUGAGUUUCCUCUUGAAAAGUGGGUUCAUUUUGGCUGUGAGGUUCUGACUGACUGCAUAUUGCUACACAUUGAUGGAGAGUGUGUUGGAGAGAAGUCUCUCUCUUCUAUAUCUGAAAAAGAUUGUGCUGUAAAUUCCCCUGGAAAGAUCACUUUGGUUGGUGGAGGUGGAGAUGAGGCCAAUGAACAGGGUUACAUUUACAAAUUAGAAAUUUUGCGUACAACUUCAUCCAUCAAGGAUCACUUUGCUAAGGAUCCACCGGUACAAUUAUCUAUUGAUAAGUCAUCCGCAUCUGAGAUUGAAGAAUGCCAAGGUGGUGUUUGGAGUAUUAUUGGAGGCAAGGCAUCCUGUCGCCGGAACUUUUCUUUAGAUGUGGUCUUCCUUGAUACCUCUGACCAGCCUGUAAGCAAGGAAAUUGAGGUUGUGGCUUCACUUGUAUACCUUGAUAAUGGAGCACCUGUUGAGAGAACAAGUGAUGGAGAAGCUCCUCUUUUGGCAAGCUUUGAUGGAAUUGAAUUUGCUUCUUAUGAUAAACCAAGUAAAUUAUUGCAUGGGCGUGCAUCUUUUAAGCUCAAAAUAUCUCAGCUUUCAUCCAAGUGUCAAAAUAGGCUUUUCUGCAUUAGGUUUCACUUGCCUAAUAUGGAAAUCUAUCCUUUCUUUGAGGCAUUUUCUCCUCCAAUACGUAGUAUUUCACGAAACCGAAAUACUCGAGUGUCCUCUACAAUGUCAAAAAGGUCAAACUCUGUCCCCCAUCAAGUAUCUCAGUCACAUGGAGUGGAUGAAGAUAUGAUGGAUGUUGAUCAAAAUUCGUCACAUGAAACAAAACCUAAUCCGUCAUCAAAGCGUUCAAAGUUGGGACAAGACAGAAUUUCCACAACCUUUAGGGUUGAUCCAACACUGGAGGCACAUGACGAUGAAUGCAACUCUCAUACCAAGAUCGCUAAUAAUAAGGUUGAAGAUACUUUAAUGACAAGUUCAAAUGUAGACCCUGACAACUUUGAUGAAGACAACUCCUCAACUGACUCUGAAAGUAUAGAAGCUAGAAAUUCAGCUCCCAAGAGUACUUCAAGUUCCAGAAAUCCAAUUCCAGAUGCGACUAUCUUUAAGUACUGCCUGGCAGGCUUAGCUGAGAGAUCCCUUCUACUCAAGGAGAUUGCAAACUCCGCUUCUAAUAAAGAACUUUUAGAUUUUGCAAAUCAAGUCUCCCUAUAUUCAGGCUGUUCGCAUCACAGGAACCAAAUCAUCAUGGCAAAACGAUUAGUUGAGGAAGGGAAAAAGGCUUGGAAUUCAAUCUCACCAAACAACAACAGGGUUCAAUGGGAAUGUGUGGUUUUUGUGAUUGAAGAACAUUUUAUGAAAAUUGCUUGUUGCAGUUCUCGGUCUCUCACACAACAGGACUUCAACCUUCUGAAGAGAAUUGCAGGAUGCGAAGAAUAUUUGACCCAAGAGAACUUUGAACGAAUGUGGUGCUGGUUAUACCCUGUGGCUUAUACUUUAUCAAGAGAUUGGAUAAAUACAGCGUGGAGUUCUACAUCACCUAGAUGGAUAGAGGGAUUCAUUACAAAGGAAGAAGCAGAAUUAUCACUGCAAGGACCGAAGGGUUUUCAAGAGCCUGGGACAUUUAUACUCCGGUUUCCAACUUCAAGGAGCUGGCCUCACCCAGAUGCUGGUAGCUUAGUUGUGACAUACAUUGGAAGCGAUUAUACCCUUCACCACAAGCUUCUGUCUCUUGAUCAUUUAUAUAGUAACUGUGCAAGCGAAGAUAAAGACGUAAAGCCUCUGCAGGACAUGCUUCUUGAAGAACCGGAAUUAACAAGAUUGGGAAGGAUUAUAAGAAGUCACUGAGUGCUAGAGAUGCCUUAUCAUCCUGUUCUAUGGCAGAUGGAUUUUGGGGUUGGCUGCUGAUAUUUUUACUUAUCUUUGUGUUUGGUAUGUAUAUAACUUUUUUGUUUAAUCAUUGAUUAUUAUUAUUGUGAAGGAAGAGAAGAAAAAUAGAGAGUAGCUAGAGGAGUGGUGCCUUUAGAUUUCUUUUGCUUAGGAAACAAGCUUCUGAACAGUGUUGGCUUACAGCUACAUGGGGUAGUCUGUCCCAUCCCAACUACACAAAGAGUAUUUGAAAUUUUGUACUCCGUCGUCUCUAACCAAAAUAUGUAUCACUAAAAUUUAGCAAAGCUUAGCAAGGCUUAUGUUUAAGGUAGGAGAACGAAAUAACUGUCAAUCCACCUCGCCGUCCAAUCCAUCAGAAUCCAUUUUUAUGAAGUCUGGCCUUUCAAAAUCCGCUGAAAUUAGAUUGGAUCUGUUUAUUGGACGGAUGGGUUUGAAUUGGAGUACUAACUAGGGGUGUACGUGGUUUAGUCAGUUUAUGCUAUAUUUUACUCUAUUCAAUGUAAAGAUUGAGUUACAAAAAUUUAAGCGCAAUCUAUCCAAUUAAGAAAAAAGAAAAUAAUAACCCGCGUAAUGAAAUUUAUCGUUUUGUC